Messenger RNA from Camelina sativa (false flax), 2066 nucleotides. The record is from RefSeq and is a predicted model, not a curated record. Lineage: Eukaryota; Viridiplantae; Streptophyta; Magnoliopsida; Brassicales; Brassicaceae.
GAUUCGUUUAUCCCCUUUGCUAAUGUUUCAACUUUGAAUCCAAAGAUCGAUUAUUAUGUUAAUUUUUUUUUGAUCUGGAUGUUAACUAGUAUGCGAUAGUGUAUGUCAAUGUUGAUGUAUUGUAUAUGAAAUUUGAAUUCGCUUUUUUUUUUUAGGGGUAUGCACUGCAGAAUUUUACCAGUUAGUUAAUGUGGUAUCUCUGAAAGAACUUUGUAACUUUUGCCUCUGUGUAGUAGUAUUGAUCUGAGUCCAAGUUCUGAGGUUGUCCUGCUUUGCAUAUGAUGAUUCUGUUAAUUAUGUUCUCUAAGUAUCUCUGAGGCAUUUGUUGGCUGUAUUGUCUUUGCUCUGAUUUAGGUUUUGAGCUAUGUAUUAGCAUAACUGCGAUAUGAUGAUGUUUUGGCAUGACUUUAACUUUGAAAUUAACUAUCUUUCAGGUCCGGUGUUAAUUUUUUUUUUUCGUUCUGGGAUUGAGAUCACUCUAAGCUUUUCUGCUGGGUGUAUCUUGAUAUAGCUGGCACCAGUUUCUGCUUUAUCUUUUCCGUGGUUAUUAAUUUUGAUAUGAAUGUGGUUUAGUGUUGUAAAGGAUCGAAUAAGAAUGAGUUCAACUGUUUCAAAUCCCCAAGGGGUUCUGCAACCGGGUGGUUAUGGUGGUCAUGACUCCAGAAGUAACAGCACUUCUGGCUCUUUUGUGGGUCCGGAAUCAGAAUCUAAUGAAAACGAAGAAGCGGAGUUGGUUUCUGUGUCUUGGAACCAGGAUUCAAGUUGUUUUGCUGCUGGAACAAGUCAUGGUUUUCGUAUUUAUAACUGUGAGCCUUUCAAGGAAACUUUCAGGCGUGAGCUGAAGAAUGGCGGGUUUAAAAUUGUGGAGAUGCUUUUCCGAAGCAAUAUAUUGGCGCUUGUUGGUGGUGGACCUAACUCUCAGUACCCUUCAAACAAAGUACUGAUUUGGGAUGAUCAUCAGAGCCGCUGCAUCAGUGAAUUUGCUUUUCGGUCUGAGAUUCGUUCGGUGAAACUUAGAAGGGAUCGGAUCGUUGUUGUUCUUGAACAUAAGAUAUAUGUUUACAAUUUUAUGGACCUAAGACUUCUUCAUCAGAUUGAAACUCAAGCAAAUCCAAGAGGUUUAUGUUGCCUUUCUCAUCAUUCAAAUACAUCUGUGCUGGCUUGCCCUGGUCUUCAUCGAGGAGAGAUUCGAGUUGAACAUUUUGGGCUUAACAUGGUACAAAUCAUAAAUGCUCAUGAUUCCAGUAUUGCGUGCAUGACCUUGACAUUGGAUGGUUUGUUGCUCGCUACUGCCAGUACAAAGGGCACGCUGAUUAGAAUCUUCAAUACCAUGGACGGAACUCGUUUGCAAGAGGUAAGAAGAGGAGUGGACAGGGCAGAUAUCUAUAGCAUUGCACUUUCACCAAACGUGCAGUGGCUGGCAGUAUCAAGCGUCAAGGGGACUGUUCACAUUUUCUCUCUUAGAGUUAGGGUAGUUGGGGAGGAUUCUCAUUCCACUGAAAAUGCUGCUCUCCUGACACAACAUACGUAUUCUAAUUCUCUGCAAGGCCUUGUUUCUCCAACCACUGGUACCAAUCCUGGUUCGUCAUUAUCUUUUAUGAGAGGUGUUCUGCCAAAGUAUUUCAGCUCGGAAUGGUCAUAUGCACAGUUCCAUGUAUCAGAAGUCACACAGUUCUUUGCAGCGUUUGGCAGUCACAACACGGUUGCUAUUAUCGGGAUGGAUGGAAGUUUCUACAGAUGCAGCUUUGAUCCGGUGAACGGGGGAGAGAUGGGACAGCUAGAGUAUUUCCACUUUCUAAAGACGGAUAACCGCACCCAAUAAGUCAGAUUCAUGCUCCAAUCACUCCUCUAAGCCUCUGUACAUAAACCAUGUCUAUGUAAAUAGAUUUGGUGAGAUUGCAUAAGAUUUUAUUCUUGCAAAUUUCGAGAAGGACCUGCAUAUUGAUUGGGACUAUGUACAUAGAAAGAUUUUAUUCGCAACAGUUUGAUUCUAAACACUGUUAUGUAAAGUUUCUGAUAACACCAUAUAAAGAGUAAUAACAAUUGAAGAAAACAGCUUCAUCGAA